AUGAAAAUAUUCCACCUUAAAAUGUUAUUAUUUUCCUUUAUUUUUAAUACAUUUUUAUUAUCACAAAAUGUAAAUUACCGAAAUAACCAUUAUAAAUUUAUCCCCAUACCAAAUAACAUACAAAGGACAGCGACCAAAUCAAGAGUGUUAGCAGAAAUGGAGAGACCAAACAAUCCUCAUUAUCAUAAUGACCCAGAACUCAAAGAAAUAAUUGACAAAUUGAACGAAGAAGCGAUCAAAAAAUAUCAACAAACUUAUGAUCCAUAUGAACAAUUACAAGAACUGGUAGAAAAAAAAUGA
This is a messenger RNA of Plasmodium adleri (nom. inval.), 300 nucleotides long. RefSeq names its product stevor PIR protein, putative. The coding region runs from base 1 to 300 and encodes 99 amino acids. The transcript is spliced from 2 exons. NCBI's taxonomy places the organism in Eukaryota, Apicomplexa, Aconoidasida, Haemosporida, Plasmodiidae. The record is from RefSeq and is a predicted model, not a curated record.